UUCAGCUUGCAGGCCUGCCUAACACUCACCUGAGGCAAGGCUCACCAGUGUAUUACCCACCAACUCUCCCUCCUCUUUCAGAUUAAAAAUUGUAUCUAGCUGCAGCUUCGGCACAAGGAUUGACGACUCGAACACCCGCGAAACAAGCACGAAAUGGGUUUGGCAUCGAAGAUGGCGGCAGCAAAUGCUGCAGCAGGAUACCCUCCCCAGGGCGGCGCUCCCCAAGGCGGCGCUCCCCAAGGCGGACAGGGUGGCUAUCCCGGCCAGCAACAGUACCAAGCGUAUCCAGGGCAGCAGGGUGCCGCUCCUCCCGGCCAAGGACCACAUCAGGGUCAACAGUAUGGCGGCCCACCUCCGCUAGCUCAGGCUCAAGGUAGUCCCGCAGAGGUUCAGGCCUACAAACAGCUGCUUCAGGACUGCAUCCAGGAGAAGGGACUACAGACAUUCUACCCUCAGGGCACACCAGUCCUUGAUCAGAUUGCACAGCAGGCGGCAGGAAAGGUCAACCAGGUCAUCCAGCGCUGGCGCGUGCAGAAGGAGAUUGCCAACGACAUCGUGAAGCUUGCUCUGUACGAUAUCGUGCUGUACAUCGAUGACAGUGGAUCCAUGCAGUUCGAGGAGGAAGGCUCGCGUAUCAAGGACCUGCGCCUUAUCCUGGAGCGCGUCUCGUUCGCCGCUACUCUCUUCGACGCCGAUGGCAUUUCGAUCCGAUUCAUGAACACCGAUCUCUCUGGCAUGCGUGACCAGCAAGGCCGCCCUCUCCAGGACGGUGUCGCCACCGAGGCCCAGAUCGAGACCGUUAUGAGUGGUGUUCAGUUUAAAGGUCUCACUCCUAUGGGUACUUCGCUUCGCAAGAAGGUCAUUGAUGAGAUCGUUCUGCAAAAGGCUCAGCAAGGUCAGCUCAAGAAACCCGUUCUUGUCAUUGCCAUCACAGACGGUCAGCCCGCUGGCGAGCCCCAGAAUGCUGUCUUUGAUACCAUCAGAUAUGCAUUCGACACUUUGCAGCAGAGGUUCCCUCAGUACGGCCGCGGCGGUGUUGCUUUCGAAUUUGCCCAGGUCGGUAACGAUGAGAUGGCAAAGAAAUUCCUCGGCAAGUUGGAUGAGGACCCACAGAUUGGUGCUAUGGUCGACUGCACAUCCAACUUCGAGAACGAGCAGGAAGAGAUGUCACGCGCCAACCCUCCUGUAGACCUGACGCCCGACCUAUGGAUCAUCAAGCUCCUUCUCGGCGCCAUCGACCGCUCAUACGACUCUAAAGACGAGAAGACCAACCCUGCGCCAGGCGGCUAUGGCGGCGCCCCAGGCGGCGGCUAUGGCGGUCCUCAGCAGGGUUACGGCGGCCCACCACAGGGCGGCCAGUACGGCGGUCCUCCACCAGGCCAGUACGGCGCACCCCAGGGUCAGCAGCAGUACGGACAGCCGCCACAGCAGGGCUACGGACAGCCGCCUGGUGGCUACCCGCCUCAGGGCCAGCAGUACGGUCAGCAACAGCGCCCUCCUCAGGGAGGCGCGGGAGGUUACUCGGGCCAUCAGCAAUAUGGCGCGCCGCCUGCUCAGGGCUACCCUGGUGGUCCCGGCCGUUAAGCCGGUCUAAUUGUUCAGUCUGCUCAGCUGGAGAGGUUCGGAUGGGAUGUGCUGAUUGGAAUUCUGCGAUCGAGCCGCACUACAGGAUGUGGCAUUGGGACUUAGGCGUAGAUGUUAACGGCAUCGGUAGUUAGACUGGAUAAUCCAGUUAGUACUUCGACAGUCGGAUGAAUGAAACAAGACAGGGUAGCGCAUGCACAAUUAGUGGCGACCCUUUCUAGCAAGACGAGGAAGGACUUGCAUGGUCCAUCACAACGAUCCUAUC
Didymella exigua CBS 183.55 is the source of this 1849-nucleotide messenger RNA. RefSeq lists its product as uncharacterized. The transcript has 6 exons. The record is from RefSeq and is a predicted model, not a curated record. Lineage: Eukaryota; Fungi; Ascomycota; Dothideomycetes; Pleosporales; Didymellaceae. The coding region runs from base 154 to 1584 and encodes 476 amino acids.